This is a messenger RNA of Perognathus longimembris pacificus (Pacific pocket mouse), 1519 nucleotides long. It is a transcript of the gene Il2rg, whose product is annotated as interleukin 2 receptor subunit gamma. Gene Ontology annotation, cellular component: membrane; external side of plasma membrane. Gene Ontology annotation, biological process: cytokine-mediated signaling pathway. Lineage: Eukaryota; Metazoa; Chordata; Mammalia; Rodentia; Heteromyidae. The coding region runs from base 44 to 1153 and encodes 369 amino acids. The transcript is spliced from 8 exons. Gene Ontology annotation, molecular function: cytokine receptor activity; protein binding. The record is from RefSeq and is a predicted model, not a curated record.
GUUCCCGACACAGACUACACCCAGGAAAAGAAUUGCAAACGCCAUGUUGAAGCCAUCACUGCUACUGAAACCCCUCUUACUCCUGCAGCUGCCUCUGCUGGGGGUGGGGCUGAACUCCAUGGUCCUCCAGCCCAGUGGGAAUGAAGACGCCACAGCUGAUCUCUUCUCAAACUCUAUGACUCCUGAGUCCCUUAGUGUUUCUACCUUGCCUCUCCCAGAGGUUCAAUGCUUUGUGUUCAAUGUGGAGUACAUGAAUUGCACUUGGAACAGCAGCUCUGAGCCCCAGCCUACCAACCUGACUCUGCACUAUUUGUACAAGAACUUUGAUCGUAAUACAUUCCAGGAGUGUGGCCACUAUCUGUUCUCAGAAGACAUCACUUCUGGCUGUUGGUUUCAAAAAGAAGAAAUUGAUCUGUAUAAAACAUUUGUUAUUCGGCUCCAGGACCCUCAGAAACCCAAGAGAUGGGUCACAUCAAGGCUAGCACUACAAGAUCUGGUGAUCCCUUGGGCUCCAGAGAAUCUCACACUUCACAACAUAAGUGAAUCUCAGCUAGAACUGAGGUGGGACAACAGAUACCUUGAUCACUGUUUACAACACCUGGUGCAGUACCGGAGUGACAGGGAUCGUGGCUGGACUGAACAAAUAGUGGAUCACAGAAGGCGCUUCUCCCUCCCUAGUGUGGAUGGGCAGAAACUAUAUACAUUCCGAGUUCGGAGCCGCUUUAACCCACUUUGUGGAAGUGCUCAGCUUUGGAGUGAAUGGAGCCACCCAAUCCACUGGGGAGGCAAUACUUCAAAAGAAAAUCCUUUGUGGUUUACAUUGAAAGCUUCACUUAUACCCCUUGGCUCUGCAGGAGUGAUUAUUUGCCUCUUCUUUGUGUAUUUUUGGCUGGAAAGGACAAUGCCCCGAAUUCCCACUCUCAAGAGCCUAGAGGAUCUGGUUACUGAAUACCAUGGGAACUUUUCGGCCUGGAGUGGUGUGUCUAAAGGAUUGGCGGAGAGUCUGCGGCCAGACUACAGUGAACGAUUCUACCAUGUCAGUGAGAUUCUCCCAAAAGGAGGAGCCUUAGUGGAGAGGUCUGGGGGCUCCCCCUGCAGCCAACAUAGCCCUUACUGGCCCCCACCAUGUUAUACCUUGAAGCCUGAAACCUGAGCUUCUAUCUCCAGCUGGAACCCCAAGGUCCUGUAGCCCUAAGUUGUAUUAACGUCCUCUCACCCACCCUGCCAAUUUAGGUCCAAAGCUCAUUGCCACCCCCUCUGGCUAAGUUUGAUUUUUUUUUCUUGAUGGUACUGGAGAUUAAACCCCAGAACCUUCCACUUGAGCUAUGUGCCCAGUCCUAAUGGUAAAUUUUGUACUCCAAAUGUAACUGAACCUUAAUUAGAUAUCACCCUACUUAAGAAUUGUCCCUUUACGCUGCACAAAUUUCUCAUCUCCCCCAAUUUAGCCCUUUCUUUAUUUUUGCCAGUCCUGGGGCUUGAACUCAGGGCCUGAGCACUGUCCUUGGCUUCCUUUUGCUCA